ACAGCUUUUAAUUAGCAUUGUUAUUAAAAAAACUAAAAACCAUUUAAUUAGUAUUGUUAUUAAAUCGUGAAUUAAAUUGAUUAAUUUUUAUUCAAAAAGAAAUACGGACUGCAGUUUGUACGUGACAGUAAUAAGACAUACAUAAUAUUGCAGAAUAAAAUGUGAAUAAUUUUGGCUAGCAUCCAAAAUUGCGAGUAAAUCGGAUCGUUACUGCGCAGGCUUCCACGACUUUGUUAAUUCAGUCAACAUUCUGUUAUAAAUUUGAUCUAAGGAAAACAUCGUCAGUCCUAAGUAUGUUGUUCGUCGCAUGUAUUCUGCAUAAUGUUCAAGAAUUGCUACAUGAGAGACACUAAGAUGCUACCUUCAAAUGAUAUCGAGAAUUUGUUUCCGGUCAGGAGAACUAUGCGUCACGAGGCCACUCGUUGUUAGAACGUAUACCACGAAUGAUGGAUUUUACCCACAUAAUUUCGAACACGCAAAAUGUGGGAAGUUGUUGAAAUCGGAAUUUUACCAUGAUAAAAACAAAAAUGAAAUACCGAAUAAUAUGGGAGGCGACCACGAAGCGAAUUACUAUACCAAUUGCGACUCCUCGGUAUGGAUGAGGAGUUGCGAAAAAGAAGUAAUCGAACCUCUACAAUCGACAGAGAUCACCGGUAACAUUCCCAAGUGGUUAAAGGGCACUCUGCUGCGAAACGGUCCAGGCAAUCUAAAAGUGGGCGAAUAUCACUUUCAGCAUCUCUUCGACAGCUCCGCCUUGCUGCAUAAAUUUGGUAUCGCAGACGGAAAAGUCACCUAUCAGCGACGAUUCGUCGAGACCGAAGUGUACAAGAGAAACAUGGCAGCUCAGAGAAUAGUUUUCAAUGAAUUCGGUACCUCUGCAACGCCGGAUCCUUGUCAUACUAUAUUUCGCAGAGUUGCCGCGAUAUUCAAUCCGAAUCAAACGCUCUCAGACAAUUCCAUGAUUUCGAUAUAUCCCUUCGGUGACGAAUAUUACACGUUCACGGAAGCACCAGUGAUGCAUAGAAUCGAUCCGAAGAAUUUAGAGACGAUGGGCAGGAUAAAUGUGUCAAAAUAUGUCAACAUUGUAAAUCACACUUCACAUCCUCAUGUUAUGACCGACGGUACGGUUUAUAAUGUGGGCCUAAGUAUAACGCCGAUGGGACCUCGAUAUAAUAUUGUGUGCUUCUAUCCUAGCCGCGUGAUCAUUGAUGAUUCCGGAGAAGAAAAAGAACUCUCCAUGUUUGAUCAAGCGACAAUAGUAGGCGGCGUGCCUAGCAGGUGGUUAUUGAAUCCAUCGUACAUGCACACUUUUGGCAUCACCGAGAAUUUCUUUAUCAUUGUUGAACAACCACUAGCGAUUUCCUUCGCAAGGAUGACUAUGAACCACUUCAAGCAAGAACCGAUGAUAAACACAUUCAAAUGGUAUGAAGAUGAAAACACACUUAUCCACGUGAUCUCAAGGGAGACGGGUCAGAUGGUGACGACAUUCGUUGCGGAGACUUUUUUCUAUCUCCACAUCAUCAAUCAGUUUGAGACUCGUGAUAGGGAGUACAUCGUGCUGGAUAUAUGUUGUUAUCGAAACCCGAAGAUGUUGGAGUAUAUGUACAUCAAUGCGAUGAAGAAUAUGCAUGGGGAUGCAGAUUAUUCGAGGCUGUUCCGCGCUAGGCCGCUGCGUUUUGUACUUCCAAUGGGAAAGCCGAGCCCGAAUACAUCACCAAAGUGCAAUCUCAUCACGAUUAAGAUGGUGCAUCAGAGCUUGAAAGUGUUCCGUGAUGUCGAUGGCGGAUCUGAUUGUAAAACGGAUUACAAGAUCAACGACAAUGAAGACGACGUUAAAUAUAAUGACAAAGCCGAGUACUGGCGAAAGGAGCACAGAAGCGUUCUACAGAAGAAAUCGUCUGCUCAUCGACUACCCGACGGCAGGAUCUUAGUGAAACCCGAGCUUCUCUGUGAUGUCGGUUGCGAGACUCCACGGAUAAACACGGACUCCUACCUCGGUAGAGAAUAUCGAUACUUUUAUGCAAUCUCCUGCGACAUGGAUCUCGAUAAUCCCGGGACGCUCAUCAAAGUCGACACACUUCGAAAGACUAAGAAAAUGUGGUCGGAAAAAGGUGUUUACCCUAGCGAGCCAAUUUUCGUGCCGGAUCCCAAUGGAAAGAACGAGGACGAUGGCGUAGUCGUGAGUUCGCUUGUCUGGACGGAAAGAGAGACCCAAGUCGGCCUGUUAAUCUUGGACGCUGUGACAUUUACAGAAAUCGCGAGGGCUACUUUUGACACACCCGGACCAGUGCCUAAAUGUUUGCACGGCUGGUUCAGUCUGGAUAAAUAAUCGAAUGCGAAAGAAACUAUUAAACAAACAUAUAGUAUUUUCUAAUUGAGCGGAGAAAGACUAUUAAUCCAGUUUAAUCUCUUUGUUGCGAUUUAACUUAUUUUUUUAUCUCCUUUUAAUUUUAAAAAAUUAGAAAAAAUAAAAAGUAAAUUAACC
Molecule: messenger RNA, 2485 nt
Organism: Pogonomyrmex barbatus (red harvester ant)
Lineage: Eukaryota; Metazoa; Arthropoda; Insecta; Hymenoptera; Formicidae
Gene: ninaB
Product: neither inactivation nor afterpotential B
Biological process (GO): carotene catabolic process; retinal metabolic process
Molecular function (GO): carotenoid dioxygenase activity; beta-carotene 15,15'-dioxygenase activity
Source: RefSeq, a predicted model, not a curated record